Messenger RNA from Geodia barretti, 912 nucleotides. NCBI's taxonomy places the organism in Eukaryota, Metazoa, Porifera, Demospongiae, Tetractinellida, Geodiidae. The record is from the annotation of a GenBank genome assembly.
AUGCCUUCGAUUCCUCGGAAGCGACCAGCGUCGGUCGGCAGCGGGAUUCCAGCCGGGGGCGAUCCCCGUCACGCCUUCAUUGGUGAAGCAGUUGGCACGUACAUCCUCGUUCUCUUUGGCACUGGCUCAGUGGCGGCGGCAGUUGCCACGGGGGCACAGAUGGGCCUAUGGCAGGUUGCCGUCGUAUGGGCUUUCGGGGUGGCCUUGGCGAUAUACGCGACCGCCAACGUGUCUGGCGCUCACCUGAAUCCAGCGAUAAGCCUGGCAUUCGCAAUCUUCAGGCGCUCGGAGUUCUCGGCUCGAAUGCUCACGCUGUACUGGACGGCACAACUCCUGGGAGCGAUUCUGGCAGGCAUAUCAGUACUGGUAAUCUUCGCGCCGUUCAUAGAGCGAUUCGAGUCAGUCAACGGCAUUGUCAGAGGAGAAGACGGAAGUCAGCGUUCGGCAAUGAUGUUCGGCGAAUACUUCCCGAACCCUGACGUGUACGGCACUGGAGAUGCGGCAGCAGGUCUGAUAUCUCCCGCAGGCGCGGCGUUCGUAGAGGGAUUUGGCACGGCAAUCCUGGCGCUAGUGAUCUUCUCCCUAACAGACCGGCGGAACGCAGGACUAUCAACAAAGAACAUGACCCCCUUAUUGAUCGGUUUUACAGUGGCCGCGCUCAUCAGUCUGUUUGCGCCGCUGACACAGGCGGGGUGGAAUCCGGCCCGCGACUUAGGGCCGCGCAUCGUCGCAUUCUUUGCUGGAUGGGGCAGUAUCGCAAUCCCAGGCCCAUCCAACGGAUUUUGGGUGUACAUAGUGGGGCCAAUGAUCGGCGCGCCCGUGGGAGCCGCGAUCCACGAGCUACUGAUAAAGCCAGGCUUGCGUCGUGAUAUUGCCUCAACCAACGGAAGCGUAGGGGAUGAGAAUUCAUGA